AUGGAUCCAAAGGAGCGAGAAGAAAAAUAUCAAGAAAAUCUCCAAGGCCGUGUACUAGCGGAGUACGUAAGGAUUUCAAAUCUUCCCAUAAGGAUGAAAGCCGAAUUCAGUCUAAUGAUAAACAGGAUAAUUGACAUAGUUGGUUACCGUGAGCACUUGCACGAGGAUCCAUACCCUUUAACUUGGCCGAGAGCUAGCGGAAUAGGAGCGAAUUCAAUGGCUAUUUCGGUAAAAGUCACAUAUCCUUUCUGGACCUGGUUUACAACUGUAGGAAAAAAUAACCUAUCACGAUACAAUGCUGAGAAUAAUACACAUAUUUUUUUGUACUUACGAAACAAAAUAAAAUUGAUGUACAACGCUAGAAAUAAGAAUCCUCCCGAAAUGCGAGUGAGACGUGACAAACUGGAAAUAAAAGGCGUGGGAGAGUUUGAUCCAGUAAUAUUGAGCAUGCGUUUGGGGAUCAACACCGAAGAUUGGCAAGGAUUGCCUCUUGAACAAUUAUUGGAUAUUCGUCUUCGUAGACAGAAGGAGGACGGUACACUAGCACUUGGCCCAUUGAAUCUUCCCGGGCUAGAGCCGGAAAAACCACAGGAAAAGGGGCCAGAGAAAGAAACGUGCACGAACGAAAAGGAAAAUGGAAAGGAAAAUGAAAAUGAAGGAGCCGGAGUUUCUUAUUCCCAAGCGGUACGUGGACAGAAAAGAAGCACUGAUGAAGACGGCUUUGUGUUGCCACGAAAAGUGAAAAGGACCACGCAGGAUAAAAAUGCUAAAUAG
This is a messenger RNA of Cylicocyclus nassatus, 774 nucleotides long. NCBI's taxonomy places the organism in Eukaryota, Metazoa, Nematoda, Chromadorea, Rhabditida, Strongylidae. The record is from the annotation of a GenBank genome assembly.